Molecule: messenger RNA, 1559 nt
Organism: Daldinia decipiens
Lineage: Eukaryota; Fungi; Ascomycota; Sordariomycetes; Xylariales; Hypoxylaceae
Product: short chain dehydrogenase reductase
Exons: 2
Coding region: 385-1368 (327 amino acids)
Molecular function (GO): oxidoreductase activity
Source: RefSeq, a predicted model, not a curated record
AUUAGGAAACAUGUAUUUAUAUUUCCGUUACAAAAUCAAUAAACGGCGGGUGCUGGAGCUGUACUGACACCAAGCAGAUGAUAAAGCUACCGACACGACGGGUAGCACAGCCAUAGAGGCGGGCAGAUGGUAAGACCAUAUUCUGUAUUGCGCCAGGGGUAGGCUCGGGUCAUUGUGUUAUGUCAAGACAGGGUCUACAUUUGACCUGGUCAGGGGUAUUGGUACCUAACAUCAAUAUCGAUUGCUACGACGUCAAGUAGGUACAUAGGUUAAGUAUAUAAAGGGAAUCUCCUGCUCUUGUCUUCCACCCCAACCGGGGCUGUGAGAGCAGGCCUUAUUGCAUUGACUUGUACGUGCUAUUAUCGAAUCCUGUUCCCUGACACUAUGCCGCCAACACUCUCUAGUGGUUGGACGCAAUGCUUCCCUCCUGCGCCAAAGUUUACGGAGAAAGAUGUGUUCGACUUGGCUGGAAAGGUGUACAUUAUAACAGGAGGUACAUCAGGAAUCGGCAAAGAGUUGGCGCGUAUUCUCUAUUCGAAGAACGCUAAAGUCUAUAUCGCCGCACGAGAUGAGGGCGACACGAUUCGAAGCAUCGAGGAAGCCGAACCUGCCUCAACUGGAACACUAGUCUUCCUGCAUCUCGAUCUUGCGGAUCUGCGAUCAGUAAGAGCAUCGGCACAGCGAUUUCUUGCAGCCGAAGAGAAACUCCAUGUCCUCUUCAAUAACGCCGGAUAUAUGGCACCUGGGGACAACAACAUAGAGAAGACGGCGCAAGGCUACGAGAAACAACUGGGAGUGAAUUGCUUGGGGCCAUUUCUAUUCACUAAGCUGCUGAUGCCGAGACUUCUGGCAACGGCAGCAGAUAACAGCACCUUGGCAAACGAGGUCCGAGUCGUCUUCGUUUCUUCGUUCGCGGCCGAAAUGUACCACGAGAAGCGUGUGGGUAUUGAUAUGGAAAAUUUGGACUAUCACCGCUCCAAACCAGGCAUACACCGUUACGGCAUAAGCAAAGUAGGUGUGUGGGCUUAUGGGGUCGAAAUUUCAAAGCGCUUCCAUACUCAUGGGGUCUUGGGAGUGCCAGUCAACCCGGGGAACCUUCGUUCCGAACUUUUCUGCCAUCAAGGCUUUCUGUUCAGGCUGCAGGUAGCUCUGAUGCACUACCCCGCCAUUAAAGGCGCGUAUACGGAACUAUUUGCUGGAUUCUCACCUGAGGUGACAGAUAAGUCUGGGUAUGUGUUUCCUUUCGGACGCUUUCAUCCCAUCUGUGAAGGCUUGCAGCUUGCAGCCAGGCCAGAGUCCGAGGGUGGUGUUGACUUGACACGGAAUUUCUGGGAGUGGAGUGAAAAGCAGGUUAAACAAUUCGUUUGAUGGUAAAGGGGUGUGAGUCCAGAACAAAGUACUUGGUAAACGGUCCUUGGCAAUUUAUUUCCAGUAACACAACAUAUUAGCCAUCACAGUAUCACAAUUCCUUUAUCACAAAAUCUAAGCCACACCGGUAAAGAGAACAGUGUAGCAUUCCGUACAGAUAACCUAGGUAGAUAGAAGGUCUAUGGUGGGGU